This is a messenger RNA of Colletotrichum karsti, 837 nucleotides long. Its product is annotated as putative aldo/keto reductase. NCBI's taxonomy places the organism in Eukaryota, Fungi, Ascomycota, Sordariomycetes, Glomerellales, Glomerellaceae. The transcript has 4 exons. The coding region runs from base 1 to 837 and encodes 278 amino acids. The record is from RefSeq and is a predicted model, not a curated record. Gene Ontology annotation, molecular function: oxidoreductase activity.
AUGGCGACAACGAAAUACACUCUGGCCAGCCGGCUCACUCUGGCAAAUGGCAAGACCAUCCCCCAGAUCCAGUUGGGUCUGUACUGCAUGUCAGGAAGUGAAGCCACCAAGACGAUCCCAUGGGCUCUGACUGCUGGCUACCGCGGAUUUGAUUGCGCGCAAAUGUACCGCAACGAGCGCGAGUCGGGCAAGGCAAUUAGCGAUUUCCUGUCCGGCGCUGAGAACACCCAAGGCCUGAAGCGGGAGGAUAUCUUCUAUACCACCAAACUGGCUAGCUGCAGCACUUCUUACGAUGAGGUCCGGAGUUCUAUCAAGAGCUCCGUCGAGAUCUCCGGUCUUGGCUAUGUCGAUCUCUUACUUCUUCAUAGCCCCUACGGCGGGAAGGAGGCGCGCCUGACCAGUUGGAGGGCCCUGGAGGAUGCCAUAUCUGACGGAGAGGUCAAGAUGGGAGGUGUCAGCAACUAUGGCUCUGCUCAUAUCGAGGAGCUUAUGGCCUCGAAGCCUCGUGUUGCACCGGUCAUCAACCAGAUUGAAGUUCACCCCUUCAACACCCAGACGAAGAUCAGAGAAACUUGUGCCAAGCACAACAUCGCCAUCGAGGCUUACGCGCCCUUGGCCAGGGGCAUGCGCAUGAAGGAGCCUACGAUCCUCCGUCUGGCCAAGAAAUAUGGCUGCAGUGCAGCACACUGGUCUCUUCAACAUGAAAUGAUCACCCUCCCCAAGAGUGUGCACAAGGAGCGUCUGAUCGAAAAUGCCAAUGUGGCCAACAUUGAAAUCUCAAAGGAGGAUAUGGAUGCAAUGGAUGACCUAGACGAGAAACUCGUCACCGAUUGGUAA